This is a messenger RNA of Rotaria sp. Silwood2, 441 nucleotides long. The record is from the annotation of a GenBank genome assembly. Lineage: Eukaryota; Metazoa; Rotifera; Eurotatoria; Philodinida; Philodinidae.
AUGAUUCCAGAACCUCUUGCACAAAAGCCAGGCAUCCAAUUAAUUAAAGCUGGAUCACUUGAAAUGGUACCACUUGGUGAAACUUACAUGUGUCCUGGUCUCAAUUCGAGCAUAAUUGAUGUUCCCAUCAGUAAUCAAAGUAAUCAACUGACAAUGGGCCAUUUUGAAAUGCGUCCAUCGCCGAAUAAUUUUCCUUUCUAUUAUGAAUAUUUGGAAGUUAAAACGAUUGUUAGUGGAAAGAUUAUUGUCAUGGAUGAACAAAACAACCGUUAUGAAGGCCAUCCUGGCGAUGUUUUUAUUUUUACACCACCACAUGUUGUUACGUUUUUGGCUGAAUCAGAUGGUCGUGCCGUUUAUAUUGGUCAUAGAGGACCUGAACCAUCAUUUUUACCAGGCUAUCAAGGUGGACCUAUCCGAACACCAACCAUUAACGACAAAUAA